CUUAAAAAUUAUGAUGACAUUUAUCAUCCCUUUAAUCCUUUGUGUUUUUUCUUUCCUCUAGAAUGUCCAUUCAUUUGUUUUCGAAAAGAUGCCUCAAACAUAAAAUUUUAUAUGAUACAGAUAAAACAGAUGAAUUUAUCCGACGAUUUCAGUUAUUAAGAAAUUUCAAUACAGAUAAUACUCAAUCGGAUUUAAGUUCUGAUCUUGAAGCAAGCAUACUGGACUUUCUUCGGUAUUAUGAAACGAACAAAACUUACAUUGAUAUCUGUAAAAGUUACCCGAUUCUUAUGGAGGAUUUACCCAAUAUUUGUUUCCAAGAAAACAUUGAGACUGGUGGAACUGUACGCGAAGUAUUUAAGACCAUAAGCGCCUUGAAACCAACUGCCCUGCCUCAAUUAAUACUUUUCAUUCUUUACCAAACUUGCUCUUAUAAGACAAAUUCACCUGAAAUCAUAAAACAGAGCCAAGAAGAGAAGAGAUUAGUAUUUUGUUCAUCUUUGGCAUAUUUCUUACACCAUGCUUCCCAACUGAGAAUAACUAUAGAUGGCAAGCAACUUAUGGAAGUGAUACCUGAAAAAUUGACACAAUUAUACUCUAAAUACAUAUUCUUCUCCGAACCGAGAUGUGUUCUUAUCUUGAUCCAAAGUGGUCUGAGAUUUCGUACAGACAGCGCUCUACAGCCUAUUCACCCCAUUUUUCAGAGCGUUGCCAAACAACUAUUGUGGUACAUAAAAACACCUACGAGCGAACAAGAGGAUCCGCUUACAAAUAUGCUCUUGAACUGUUAUUUUCAGGGUUUCCUUCGGUUUCGGAGAAAUCUACAGAUUCUAUUGAAAGUGACAAAUAAUCCUCAGAAAGUUGUUUUUGAAUUACCUUUCAUUAUGGCAACUUAUUUUCCUGGCUCCAGUAUUGAAGAUAUAAGAAAUCGGUUGAAAUAUAUGUUUCCGGAAUUGAACCUUGAGCUGAAAGCACCAGCCACUCUUCAACAUACUUGCCGCUGGGGGAUUCGGGAAUCUCUAUUGCGUAACUGGAAUUUGCCUUAUGGUAUCUGGAACUUACCUCUACCACGCUCUAUCAAAAAAUUCAUCAAUUUUUCUAAUGAAUAAAUGAAUACAUUUAUUUAAUUACUUAUUUAAAUAAGAAGGAAGACGCCUGUGAAAUUUUCAUAAAGCUGUCUUCUUACUUUUACAUAAUUUAGCACAAACACAUUUCU
Molecule: messenger RNA, 1213 nt
Organism: Parasteatoda tepidariorum (common house spider)
Lineage: Eukaryota; Metazoa; Arthropoda; Arachnida; Araneae; Theridiidae
Biological process (GO): intracellular signal transduction
Source: RefSeq, a predicted model, not a curated record